CGUUCAUCAUACGAUCGUGUUGUUGCAGUGGAGCAAGUCGCUUUGGUUUAGUGUUUACAUUUUGCUGCUCAACUACAUACGAAAUAAUGAAAUAAUAUAACGUUAAGUUGUACCCAAUACUAUGAUGUGUUCGCACAGUUAAUUAUCUGUAAACAUUUACCUGUUCGUCGAGUUAUUAUCAACAGAAGUGCCUUAGACAAACAGAGCAUUUAAUCCGCAAACAGACCCAACAUGGGAUCAUCGAAGAAACACAAGGAAAAGGAGAAGGACCGGGAUCCUGAGGAGCGGCACCGUGAGCACAAGAAGCACAAACACAAGGACCGAGAUAAGGAGAAGGACCGGGACCGAGAGAAGAGAAAGAGAUCCCGCUCCAGAGAGAGGAGCAGCCGGGGAGCGGAGAAAGACCGAAGCGGCAAAUCCGAGAAGAGCAACGCGGAGCCAAGAGUCAAGAAGGAGAAGCUCGAUCCUGCUUUCGAGGACAACGCCGAGCCAGGUCCUAAAUCUGCAAGUGGUGAUGCUUCACUCAGCAUCGAAGAGACCAAUAAGCUGAGAGCCAAACUUGGUUUAAAACCCCUUGAUCUCAAUGAAAACAAGAAAGAGGCAGGAACUAAGGAGGAGCCCCUCGUGGCUGAGACCAUUAAUCCAGUCCAGCUCAAACAGCAGGCAGAGAUGCGAGAGAAACUGGCUGCUCUUAAAGAGAAGCGCCUGCUCAAUCAGAAACUGGGGAAGGUGAAGGUGCUUGGAGAUGAUGAGCCAUGGCUAGACGACACAGCAGCCUGGGUGGAGAGGAGUCGCAAACUCGCCAAAGAGAAGGAGAUGGCAGAGAAGAGGGCCAAGCUCCUCGAGGAGAUGGAUGAAGAGUUUGGUGUGAGCAAUCUAGUCGAGCAGGAGUUUGCACAGGAGAGGCGGCAAGCAUACAGUUCACAUGAUCUCAAAGGGCUCAAGGUUCAACACAAGGUGGAGUCUUUUGCAGAGGGGCAAACAGUUGUGUUAACUUUACAAGACAAAGGCGUUCUGGAGGAGGAGGAGGACGUGCUGGUCAAUGUGGGUCUGAUCGACAAAGAGAAAGCUGAGAAAAAUGUGGAGCUGAAGAAAAAGAAGCCCGAUUAUAAACCUUACGAAGAGGAGGAGAGUGUGGAUGACAUGAUCGUUUUUAAGCCAAAGUCUGUGCUGUCCAAGUAUGACGAGGAGAUCGAGGGGGAGAAGAAGAAGAGCUUCAGGCUGAGCUCUGGAGGUUUUGUUGGAGGUGAGAGAGAGCGAGAGCUGCAGGCCAUCAGAGAGAGUCUGCGUGAUCAGGCCCAGUCUCUGAGCACAUCUGCCCUCACCCUCGCCACUGAAUACUACACGCCACAGGAGAUGGUUGGCUUUAAGAAGACAAAACGUAAGGUCAAGAAAAUCAGAAAGAAGGAGAAAGUACUCAGGGCUGAUGAGCUCUUGGUUGACGACACUCGAAACUCAGAUUUCGGAUCCAGGUCUCGAGGUCGAGGUCGAAAAGCAGCAGAUGAUGAUGAGGAGGAGGAGGCAGUGCCUGGUAAUGUUUUUAUGGAAAACAUCAGCAAGUCCAGAGAUGUCCUCCAGCAGUCAGAUGACAUUAGAAUGGCCGAUAUGGACAUUAGUGAUGAGGAGGAUUUUGUCCCCCCAGAGCCGUCUGCUUUAGAAGAGGAUGAAGCUGAGCAAGAGCUCCAGAAACAGCUUGAGAAGCAGAGAUUACUUCGCCAAAAGCAGAUGCUUAAAGACUCUGGAGAAAGGGUGAUUGAGCGCCUGAAACAAGUGCGAGCGAGAGGAGACGAUGACAACGACCCGGACAAAAAGAACAACAUUGUCUUUAAUGCCACUUCUGAGUUUUGCCGCACUCUCGGAGACAUUCCCACCUACGGGCUGUCAGGCAACAGAGAGGACCAAGAAGAUAUUAUGGACUUUGAAAAGGACGACGAGAAAGAAGGAGGUGGACAGUCAGACUCUGAUAUGGAUGACAACGUGGGCUGGAGCACCGUCAACUUGGAUGAGGAGAAAAACCAGGCUGAUUUCUCAACAGCUUCUACCACUAUUUUGGACGAAGAGCCUAUUGUGAACUCUGGUCUCGCUGCUGCUUUGCUUUUGUGCAAAAAUAAAGGACUGCUGGAUACACAGAUGCAGAAGGUGGCUCGUGUUAAGACUCCAAAAGCAGCACUACCAAAUGAUAACUACUGCAUCGAAGACAAAAUGCAUAUUGAUGACAAGUACAGCCGUAGGGAGGAAUACAGAGGCUUCACUCAGGACUUCAAGGAAAAGGACAACUACAAGCCUGAUGUCAAGAUUGAAUACGUUGAUGAAUCGGGUCGUAAACUCUGCCCUAAAGAGGCUUUCAGGCAGCUUUCUCAUCGCUUUCAUGGGAAAGGCUCGGGCAAGAUGAAGACGGAGCGGAGGAUGAAAAAGCUUGAGGAAGAGGCGCUGCUGAAGAAGAUGAGCAGCAGUGACACUCCUCUGGGAACCGUCGCACUUCUGCAAGAAAAGCAGAAAUCACAGAAAACCCCUUACAUUGUGCUGAGUGGCAGUGGGAAGAGCAUGAACGCAAACACCAUCACAAAAUAAAUCUUUAUUCUGGAACAGAAGGACAGAAAAUCUCUCACUCAAAAUGCGCUCAUUUUAGCCAUCUCUUAAAUAAAGUCGCAACUGGUGAUGUAUAUACAGA
Messenger RNA from Danio aesculapii, 2671 nucleotides. It is a transcript of the gene sart1, whose product is annotated as spliceosome associated factor 1, recruiter of U4/U6.U5 tri-snRNP. The transcript has 20 exons. Gene Ontology annotation, biological process: mRNA cis splicing, via spliceosome; maturation of 5S rRNA. The record is from RefSeq and is a predicted model, not a curated record. Gene Ontology annotation, cellular component: U4/U6 x U5 tri-snRNP complex. Lineage: Eukaryota; Metazoa; Chordata; Actinopteri; Cypriniformes; Danionidae. Bases 232 to 2571 code for a protein of 779 amino acids.